Rhagoletis zephyria (snowberry fruit fly) is the source of this 3459-nucleotide messenger RNA. RefSeq lists its product as uncharacterized. Lineage: Eukaryota; Metazoa; Arthropoda; Insecta; Diptera; Tephritidae. The record is from RefSeq and is a predicted model, not a curated record.
UUUGCGUAAAUAUUUAAGUACAGAGAACAAGUUUGCGGGUGCUCUCGGGUAAAUAAACAAAAAAGUGUACACAAAUGUCCCGAUCCCCUGCUUAGACUCAGCGAUUUCGUUGGGCAAGUAAAACAGUUUAUUAAGCGCUGAACAGCAGAGGGCUGACCAAAAAGCGGGUGUGGACAUAUUUACAUACAUAUGUAUGUUUGUCGCAUUGAUGUACCUAUGUACAUAUUUACUUUAGUACAUGUGAACACAAGCGCGCUGCUAAGUGUCGAGGACAGAAAGUGGUACAACCACACUGUGGUGCUUAGAUACGAGUAUCUACGUAGAAUUGCGCCAACUGAUAGCGAAUCGAAAGCGCAAUGCGAUUGUGUGCCUCCGAUUAGCAGUUACCGCACAACAGUAGGAUACAGAGGAGGCGUCACACGUCAAACGCUCACUGCUCGGUUUUUAAUAAAGAGCCAGCCAGGCCUAUCGACGUGCGUUACUGCGAAACACCAAAACCAUGCCCGACAACAGCAGCAAAUUUAACCCUGAUGCACAAUUGGAUAUCCCCAAGUGGAUAAACGUGAAGUACUUUGAGAAAAUACUCCACAAAGAGGAUGAAAACUUUCAAAAAAUCUUGAAACUUGCAGUAAUUCCGGCCACACCGCCCGGCGAGAACUACACAUCGCUCAUGAUGCGCAUACUAAUGGAUAUAGAACUAAAAGAUGGAUACACCCAACAAAAGGCGUAUAUCGUCAAAACAACGCUGGACGACGACAAGGGCGGUACACUCAUCAACGCAUUAAAUCUCUUUCCGAAAGAGAAGCUUAUGUAUGAACGCAUUUUGCCAGAGUUGGAGCAACUCUACCAUGACCUCGACAAGAAAGUGAAAUUCGCUGCCAACUGUCAAUGGAUCGAGCAGAAAUCCAGCCGCACCACUAUUGUGCUCGAGGACUUGAACACGAAGAAAUUCCGAAACAUCAACCGGCUUCAAGGCUUCGAUAUGCUGCACAUGAAGCGAGUACUUGAAAAGCUCGCCGAGUUCCAUGCAGCGACCGUCAUGUGGCAUGAGAAGCACGGCGCGUUCCCAGUCGAGUUCCAGAAGACUUAUCUACCUGCCAACUAUCAAAAAUCGAAAUCUUAUCAAGCGCGCGUGCAAAGCUUUAAGGCAGCGAUGGCGACGUGGGGCCUAGAUGACUAUGACAAAUAUGUGGAACGCAUUCCAAAUGCCGAGCAGUUCGUUAACGCAGCCAUGAGCUGCUUCAGGUCUGACCCCAGUGAAUUUAAGGUGCUGAAUCAUGGAGAUUUCUGGUCCAGCAAUAUUAUGCUGAACUACACUUCCAGUGGCGAGGUGAACCAGAUCCGCUUUGUGGACUUCCAACUAUGCAGAUGGGGCAGCCCAGCACAAGAUCUAUGGGAGCUAAUCGUCUGCUCGGUGGUGAGCAAUCUGCGCAUUUGGGAAUUCGACCACUUCGUUCGAAUAUAUCACACCCACCUACUCAAGUGCUUAAAGUUACUAAACUACGAGAAAGCGGUGCCCAAACUAAGCGAACUACAUAUCAGCAUGUUAAAGCACGGCUUCUGGGGCUACAGCACAACGUUCACACAUUUAGUUCUAAUACUGCUGCCGUCAGAUAAAGACGCCAGCCUGCUCAAGCUAAUCCAGCCCGGUGAAGAGGGGGACAGGUUUCGACACAAAGCUUAUACAAAUCCGCUAUAUGUGCGAGCCAUGCUAGAUAUUUUGCCGUUUUUGUAUAGGCGAGGAAUUCUGGAUUUUCACCCCACAAGCAACGAUUCAGCUACACAUCGACGGCCGGCCACUUAUCGCAAGGGAGUUCAGUUUAAUCAGAUCUACUUUCGCUUCUACUCUGCUGUCGCAAUGGGAACGGGUGCAAAAAACUACCAGCCCCCAGAAUGGAUUACAGCUGAGUUUCUGCAGGAUGUGCUAAAGGAAUAUUUCAAGGACGACACUUUGGAGGUGCGCGAGAUUGUGGUGAAGAGUGCAUUGGGCGGGGCGAAUGUGGGCAGCGGCUACGCUAGCGAAAUGCACCGCGCCACUUUUAACUUGGCGCGGAAAGACGGCACCGGCCGCUUCUCCGUGAUUAUCAAAGAUCACCCUAAGGGCUACACUGGCGUCGUCGCACACAAGAGCAAACUGUUCAAGCGCGAGAUUGUGGCCUACAAAGAAAUUUUGCCCCGCGUUGAGGAGUUGCUUGCCUCCAUUGGUGACAAGACGAAAAUUGCUCCCGCCUGUUACUAUACCACCGAGACUCCUGAGCCAUUCCUUGUGCUGGAGGAUAUGCAACUAACAGGUUUUGAAAACUUUGAAAAGGGCCGCUUGCUUAACCUGGACUACACCCUGCCGGCCAUCGAGAGAUUGGCAAAGCUCCAUGCGUGUUCUGCUGUUAUAGCCAAAGAGACGCCUGAAGUUUUGGAGAUCUUCCACGAAGCACCUAUUUCUAGGAAUCCAGAUCGCAAGGAUUUCCUUGGCUUUUUUCCAGUGAACAUACGCUGCGUAGCUGAGGAGCUGACACAUUGGAAGGGCUACGAGGAGAUCACUGAAAAAAUGUUUAAAUUGGCCGAAACUGUGCUUCAGAAUGCACUGCAAAUGUACGAAUCCCACGACCAAGGCUUCCGCGUUUUCAAUUCCGCUGAUUUGUGGAUUGACAAUUUGAUGUUCCAUAUAAACAAUGACACAAAGGAACCCGAUGAGGUGGUUUUGUUAGAUUUCCAGCUGUCGUACUAUGGUUCACCGGCAGUGGAUCUGAACUAUUUCCUCUUCGGCUCACUUAACGAGAAUGUACGGAAAGUGCAUUUCAAAUAUAUAGUGCGUGAAUACCAUCGAAUUUUGAAAGAAACGCUGGAGAAGCUCCACUACGACGGCGAGAUACCGACGUUGAAGGACAUAAAUAUCGAGCUUAUAAAGAACAGCCUGCAAGGAGUCAUCGCCGCCACUUGUCUCACUCCACUUAUCUUAAUGGAGUCAACGGGAGAUGAAAAAUUGGAAAACCUUACCACGCGCACUGAAGAAGGUGACCAAAUGCGACGCCAAAAUGUAGAAAAUCCAAAAUAUCGCGCGUUUCUCCAGCGUACAGUGAAAGAAUUCGAGCUCUGUGGCUUUUUAGAUGCUUGAAUGGGCAUACAUUAAUAUGUAUUAACUAUAUGGUAUUUGUUAGAUAAGCCAAUCUAUUAUUAUUAUAUAUGUAUGUACGAGAAAAGUUGGUGGAAAGAAGUAUACUUCGGGCUAACGUGCGUCCCCCAAUAUUUUUAAAAUUAUUCAAAUUUUCGGUGGGGCAUAUAAAUAAUAUAUACAUAAUUGUUCAAUUAACCCUUCUUUGAUAACCAUACUGAAAGUUGCUGAGAAGAUAACCAUAAGUCUGAGGGACGUAUCAUGGUUUCCUUGAGGGUUAUAAAAAAAAAAACAAAAACAAAUAUUUUUAUGUGUUUGGCCAAGCAUAUCCUCCAAUUUGUGAUGCGCGU